AUGGCGCAAACACACACAAAACAAUGUCAAAUGGACCACAAUUACAAACUCGAAAAGAAAUAUUUGGAAAUGAAACGAUUGGUGUUAGAGAAGACGGAAGAAUUGAAACGAAGAGAUAAAAUAAUCGCAUUGCUAGAACAUGAGAUCGAUGAAAAAGAUGGAACGAUAAGAUACUUGAAAAAUGAAAUUGACAAGUUUCGACAAGUUGUAAAGCCAUUGACGAGGCAGUUGAUAGAUAAUCGAAGAAAUGGGUUGGAGAGUGAAGAAGAUUGCUUUGUGAUGAAGACACCAGGUAUCGAGAACACAAGGGUCUACCACGUUGGUGAACCCAGGUUGAAGAGGACAGCCAUCUCCGCAGAACCACUAUCUUCCUUAGCCCAAGGAUAUGAAAUGAAAUUAGUGAAAAUACCGAAAAUGCAAAAAUCCCGGGAGCUGAUCAAGAGUGCAAUACUGGACAAUGACUUCAUGAAAAAUCUUGAAAUGACACAGAUCCGCGAGAUCGUGGACUGCAUGUACCCCGUAGAAUAUGCAGCUGGCAGCCUAUCAUCAAGGAAGGAGAUGUUGGCAGUAUCGUAUAUGUUAUGGAAGAGGGUCGCGUGGAAGUGUCACGGGAGAACAAAUACCUCAGCACGAUGGCACCAGGCAAGGUGUUUGGAGAGCUGGCCAUUCUCUACAACUGCAAACGUACCGCCACCAUCAAGGCGGCCACCGAUUGCAGACUAUGGGCCAUCGAACGCCAGUGCUUCCAGACCAUCAUGAUGCGCACUGGUCUCAUCCGGCAGGCUGAAUACACUGACUUCCUCAAGAGCGUGCCGAUCUUCAAAGAUUUGCCCGAAGACACACUUAUCAAGAUAUCGGACGUAUUGGAAGAGACUCACUAUCAGAACGGUGACUACAUCAUUAGACAAGGCGCCCGUGGUGAUACUUUCUUCAUCAUCUCUAAGGGACAGGUGAAAGUCACUCAGAAACCACCAAACAGUAAUGAUGAGAAAUUUAUAAGAACUCUCACGAAAGGCGAUUUCUUCGGAGAGAAGGCAUUGCAAGGGGAUGACCUUCGCACAGCAAACAUUAUCUGUGACUCGCCGGAGGGCACGACUUGCCUCGUCAUCGACCGGGAGACCUUCAACCAACUAAUAUCGGCUCUCGACGAGAUCCGUACGAAAUACAAGGACGAAGGAGACAGCAGGCAGCGAUUAAACGAGGAAUUCGCCAAUUUGCGUCUCUCAGACUUGCGUAUAAUCGCGACGCUUGGUAUUGGAGGCUUCGGUCGAGUGGAACUGGUCCAGAUUCAGAGCGACUCCAGCAGGUCCUUCGCUUUGAAGCAGAUGAAGAAGGCCCAGAUCGUUGAAACGAGACAACAACAGCACAUCAUGUCCGAGAAGGAGAUAAUGUCAGAGAUGAAUUGCGAGUUCAUUGUGAAAUUAUACAAAACAUUCAAGGACCGCAAAUAUUUAUAUAUGCUGAUGGAGACUUGCCUUGGAGGAGAGUUGUGGACUAUUUUAAGAGAUCGAGGCCAAUUCGACGAUGCGACUACAAGAUUCUAUACUGCUUGUGUGGUUGAGGCCUUCCAUUACCUGCAUUCGAGAAAUAUUAUUUACAGGGAUCUCAAACCAGAGAAUUUACUAUUAGACUCUAAAGGAUACGUGAAACUAGUAGACUUCGGUUUCUCAAAGAAAUUGCAAGCAAGCCGCAAGACUUGGACUUUCUGCGGUACGCCGGAGUAUGUGGCCCCUGAAGUAAUCAUGAACCGAGGUCAUGAUAUUAGUGCGGAUUAUUGGUCCUUAGGUGUUCUUAUGUUUGAGCUGCUUACUGGUUCACCACCAUUCACGGGCACUGAUCCAAUGAAAACUUACAACAAGAUUCUCAAGGGUAUCGAUGCCGUGGAAUUCCCACGCUGUAUCACUAGGAAUGCCACUAACUUGAUUAAAAAGCUGUGUCGAGAUAAUCCUGCUGAACGACUUGGCUAUCAGAGAGGAGGCAUUACUGAGAUACAGAAACACAAGUGGUUCGAUGGAUUCAACUGGGAAGGCCUCGCGCAACGUUCCCUUGAGCCUCCUAUCACCCCUGUAGUGAGAUCCCCAGUCGACACCCACAACUUCGACCAAUAUCCACCAGAUGCCGAUGAACCACCACCAGAUGACCUCUCAGGAUGGGAUAGUAAUUUCUAA
Messenger RNA from Spodoptera littoralis (African cotton leafworm), 2168 nucleotides. The record is from the annotation of a GenBank genome assembly. Lineage: Eukaryota; Metazoa; Arthropoda; Insecta; Lepidoptera; Noctuidae.